This is a messenger RNA of Rattus norvegicus (Norway rat), 9873 nucleotides long. NCBI's taxonomy places the organism in Eukaryota, Metazoa, Chordata, Mammalia, Rodentia, Muridae. The record is from RefSeq and is a predicted model, not a curated record.
GGAUUACAAGUGUGUCCAAAACCACACACCAUACAUGGGUGGUGGAGACCCCAACUUAGGUCCUCAUACCUGUACAGCAAGUACUUUACCAACUUAGCCCCUACCUCCAGCUUUCUUUAAAACAUGUAGUGUGUGUAUAGUGUGUAUGUAUGUUGGGGGGGGGGGUUGCCAUGGCACAAACUUGGAGGCCAGAGUACAACUUUGUGGAGAGGACACUCUCCUUCCACUUUCAGUUUCUGAGGAUUGAACUUGGGUGGUCAGACUUUCAGUCUUCUGGCUUGACCUAGUCCCAAGUUCCUAACUCUAAAUCAGCCCUAUAAAGCAAGCACCACCUUCUGUGUCCCAAGCUCUCCACUGUGAAGACUGUUCAAUGAAUCAUGAGAACUUCUACCACAAUGGGAGCACCUUUAUAUCUUUACCUAAAGGAUGACAUGUAAAACCCCCAAAAUGUAACAUAUCAAAUAAAGGCACAUCUGAAGUGAUUUAUAGACAGAAGCUCACUGUGGAGCCCAGGUGCUCCUGUAUCUGCCUCCCGGAUUACUGGCAUUAUAGCUGUGCAGUAAUGCUUCAUUAUAACCCAGGACUUGUACAAAAUGUAGAGACAAGGCUAUGCUGCAGAUGUGAUAGCUUCUGAACCUCACCUAGAUACAACUAUUAUAGGUAACGAACUAUGCCACACACCAUGGGGCUGGUGGUUUAUUUACUAUGGUUUUGGCAAUGGAACACAGGACAUCACACACUCUAGGCAAGUGUCUUACCUCCAACUCCAUAUGAGAUCUUAAAAUCAAGUUUAAAACUCAUGUCUAAUCUCUACCUCCAACUUGGCUGCCUAAAUCCACCUUACUCCUAAAUUCAGAUGGGGAAGAGGCAAUUGCUAAUCGUGAUUUUUGGUUUCAUAGACAGGUUUCAUGGUCAACAGUUUUCAUAAUGGUUGCUUGGCUCUACCAAGAAGCUUGCUACGAUGGCCUCAAACUUUGCAUUUUAAACUUUGUAUUAAUAGCUACGUAUGGCAACAUGUGUUUUUUAUAAUUUGCAAAAUUAUUUUUGUAUGUUUAUGGGUAAAAAAAUAUAUCAGUGUAUGGGCACAAUCCCCCUCCCAGGGCACAAGCAAACACUCUUGCCCAGAUACACACACUGAACAGUAGUUGUAAGUAACCAUUUACUUCUUUGUCAUAUUGAAGACAUUUUUAUUGCGGGCAACUUGUUUUCUGUCAAACCAUCUUGGCCAAAUUAUCUCCUGGGUGCAGGAAGCCAGGGAAGCAGCAGAUCAGGAUGUUAAACUGGUGCAGGGAGGUGAUAAAAGGUUCAAAAUAGCAAGAGCUGAGGAGCAGAGUUCAGAGAGGACCUUGAGCUCACCUUACCGUUACUGAGUUACUCUUCAGAAAACUUUAGAGAUACAGAGGAAGGCUUCAGGAAGCAGCAGGACCACAGCUGACUGACAUGAGGAAGAUGCUUGGAGCACUGUUGCUAAGCUAAGCAGGUCCUCUGGCUCAGCACUUCUGGCCUUUGCUUAGCACGCACUUGUUCAGCUCUAUCAAGUACGAGCUCUGCCCCUUGCCAUCCCUCCCUCUUACAUACUCUACAAGAACAAACUACAACAGUGUUGGUAAAAUUCUUGUAGACGUUUCUAAGGAUUACCAAUCAGGAUUGUUUAUUUGGCCUGGCAUUUAUAAACUUCAUUUUCCAUAUUUUGCAUUAAUUAGAAAUUGUGUGGGGUAUGUUCUUGGCUGAAUAAGCACUGCUUAAAAGAAUCCCUUCUUCUGUUGUGAGUAAACUGGAGAUAAUAGCAACUUCCUGUUUUCUGUAUCACAAGAACUGAGGGAAUGUAAGCAGUCCUACAUUUCCAGAGGAAACAUGCUGCGAUAUUUUUCCUUUCCAAAUAACUAUAUUAUCAGUAGUCUUCAAUUUUGUACUUCUGCUGCUGCCACUAACUUAGGGAGACGUAACUCUUACCUUGAAGUUUUCUCACUUCAACAACAGUAGGGAUUACCUGAUGCAGAUGUCAAAUCAUCACUCAUUUACCAAACUUUAAAAAAGAUGUGAAUUCUGGGAAACUUGCUAUAAAGCUAAAGGUUAUAGAAAGCAUAACUCUUGAUAAAAGAAGAACAAAGUUGGUGAUUGGAUAUUUUGUUUCUUCUGAUCAUGCCAUUCAUUAGAUGAAUACACUCAGAAAAUAAUUUUUUAAAAAAUUUAUGUUUAUUUUAUGUGCAUUAGUGUUUACUGGCAUGUUCAUAUGUGAGUGUCAGAUCCCUGGAACUGGAGUUACAGACAGCUGUAAGCUGCCAUCUGGGUGAUAGGAAUUGAACCUGAGUCCUCUGGAAGAAUAGCUAGUUUUCUUAGCCACUGAGCCAUCUCUCCAGUCCUGAAAAUAAUCUUUUAUCGACUCUGGAGUCCAUUUUAUUUUCUAUUUGAGACAUGGUCUUGCUGUGUAACUCAAUCCAUCUGGCAGUAUCUUUUUUUUUUUUUUCUUUUCUUCGGGACUGGGGAUUGAACCCAGGACCUUGCGCUUCCUAGGCAAGUGCUCUACCACUGAGCCAAAUCCCCAACCCCAAUCUGGCAAUAUCUUAUGUGUCCUCCUGUCUCAGCUUCCCCUGUGAGGGGGAUCAGAGAAGUGUGCCAUGACGCACAGCUUUUCCAUUUCCAUCCAUGUUAAAUGUCUGUGGGAGUAUGCUACCAUUUUCCUGUUCUCUUUCCUCCCUUUAUCCUUCCUUUAUUUUUUGAGACAAGGUUUUACUAUGUAGCCCAAGCUAGCCUAAGAUUCUGAGAGCCAUCUGCCUGUCUUCCAAAUGGUGGGAUUAAAGAUGUGAACUACCAUGCUAGGAAAGUUCAAAAUAAAUUAAACUGAAAAAUAUGAAGUUUAUUUUGAUUUAUUUAACAACCUAAGAAAUUCACAGUAUGAACAGUUCCGGUGCAGUUGGGAUUCUGUAAUCUCGGUGCCUUUAACGUAGCAGACUUUGGAAGUAAAAUGCAUGUCUGAAGGAAUUUUUCUAAAAUUGACCUCACUGGUUUCAUUCUCAGCAAGGCCUUUAUUGUUCCCGCCGUAAGAUUAUGUUCUCUUUCUAAAACAUAAAUGCACGACCACCAGACAGUAUUAACUUGUCAGACAUGAUGUUAGGCUCCUCACAGCUACCACGGAUUUUGUCCUCUCCAUCCCUCAUGUUCUUAUAAGAUUGCACUUUGACCCCACAGGAAUUUAGCAGUUUCCUGGUGAGAUGGAGACGCAGCCUGCUAUCCACCUGUGACUGGAGGAAGUACGUGUACGUAGUUUUCUCUAAAUUUUUAAAUCUAUGUUCCUUAGUUGAUUUCCUGAAUGUGUCAUGAUUUAAGUUAGAAUAAGGACUUUAAUUGGUGCUAUCCCGUUGUUUUCUCCAAAUCACCUGCCCUAUUGUUUUGUUUUGUUGGUUUGUUGUCUCAAGUACUGGAUAUCACAUAAACAUCCUUGUGACAUCGAGCUACAUGCUCAGCCUUCUAUAGCUCUUUGGGUCUUUCCUGCUUGUGCAGCUUGUAAAAAUAACAGUGAUGGUAAUUUAUGGUCCAGCAUGGUUCAGUAGAAACUUGCUGCCAAGCUUGACAACCUGAGUUCAAUCCUUGGGUUUUACACGGUGGAAAGAGAGGACUGAUUACCUACAAUAGUUUCUUCACACUCACUAAAUAAGUGUAAAAGUAUUAAUUCAUAAAACUUAUGGGGUCUUUCAAAGAAUUACUAAUCACUUUUGCAAAUACUAUCUCACUGAUUAUCACAACAGCUCAAGCGUCUCAGUAUUAUCUUUAACUUACUUAAAGAAGGAGCUCAGUUAAGGAGUUCAGUUAAUUAACUGCCCAGAGAGCAAUUAUGGGACUAGGUCUUCUGAUUCCAGCCUGGAUUUGACUCACAUUAAGUCCUUCUCUGCCCCAAUCCAGGUUAUGUAGGGUCUAAGACUUCAAAAUGUUGCUAGCUCUCUCUGAAAACAAAAUUAUACCAUAACCUAUAACAAGAUUAUAAUCCUGCCCGGUGCCUUGGAAGUAGGUGCUAAUGGAUACCCUUUAGGGUUUUAGAUUAAGUUUUAUGGAAAAAAAUCUUUAGCCUCUCUUCUUUCCCACUCUCGUUUCUUCUAGACAGGGUUUUUCUGUAUAUCGUUGGCUGUCCUGGAAUUUGUUCUGUAAACCAGGCUGGCCUUAACUCACAGAGAUCCAACUGCUUAAAAGUGUGCACCACCACCACCACCACUACCACCCAGUCCAUUCAUCUCUUAACCCUUCCUGUACAUUAUUACUCUAAUCUCCUUCCACAGCCCUAAAAAGCCAGAUUUUCCAAAAGAUUUUUUUUCUUUUUUCUUUUUUUUUCUCGGAGCUAGGGACCGAACCCAGGGCCUUGCGCUUGCUAGGCAAGUGCUCUACCACUGAGCUAAAUCCCCAACCCCCAAAAGAUUAUUCUUAAAUGAAUAAAACUUGAGUGAGAUAAGAACAAAACAGGCUGGAGCUACACAUUAGUAGCAGAGCCCUGACCAAAGCACUGGGGUGGAGGAUGAGGUCUGAAGUAAAUCUUAGUUGUAUAACUGUAUUGUCACAGCAACCCUAGAAGGUAGGCUAUGGGCUAGGUAUGACCAUUCUUGAACAGAGCGGAGAAUGAGGCUUGACUUGCCUACUAUAUACCGCCUAUGCGCUGUAUAAGUUAAGUUGUCAAGUACCAAAGAUAAAACUCCAGGUAAUCGGGUUCAUACCUGCAAUUUCAGUGUGGGAGGGUAGAGAGAAUCACAAGUUUAUGAACAUCCUCGGAUACAGGGGUAAGGUUUGAGAUCAGCCCUGGAUGAAUGAGACACUACAUCCUCAAGGAAAAAAACAAAAACAAAACCCAACCAACCAAAACCAUCCAGAAACUUCCCAUCUCUCUAGCUCACCUUUUCAAACCGUCUCCCUGAAUGCUGUUACCACCAGAACACUCCAAGUAUCGCCUGCCCCCUUUCUGUGGUGCUGAAGAUCUAAAUAGGGGCCAGACUCCUGCAAGCUAAAUGUUCCAUCACUGAGUCUUAUCCUAACAUUCCUAAACCACAACUGUUUUAAGUUCCAACCACCCAAUAAUCUGAAGAGAUUUUUUUCCUUCUAUGUAUUUAUCAGCUAUAAAAGGCAAAUUAUUGGGCUGGAGAAAUAGAUGCUCAGUGGUUAAAAGCACUGACUGCUCUUCCAGAAGUCCUGAGUUGAAAUCCUAGUAACAAUGUGUUGGCUCACAAAAAUCUGUAAUGAGGUCAGAUGCCCUCUUCUGGUGUGUCUGAAGACAGCUACAGUGUAAUAUAUAAUACUUUUUUUUUCUUUUUUUUUUUUUUUUUGGAGCUGGGGACCGAACCCAGGGCCUUGCACUUGCUAGGCAAGUGCUCUACCACUGAGCUAAACCCCCAACCUCUAUAUAAUACUUUUUUAAAAAAGGCAAAUUACUGCUCAUAAGCAGCACUUGGUAGUGGAUUUCAAAUUGGAUCCUACUAACAUGCUGAACUCUUCACUCUGAAAGAAGGCAGAGGGUAGAUGACAGUACACAGGGCCUCUUUUCAAUCUCUAGUUCUUCAUCCACAAAAGAAGGUAUAGGGCCUAUUUCAAACUAGUGAGGAAAACUAGUGUAGGUGAGGAGAGGCCGGAGAGCAAAUGACGGGGAGCACAGGGUCCUGGUAUGCAGUAAUCGCCUUGGAAGUCAGAAGGCCUGACUUCUUUAAAAAAUAUUCUCAUCGGGUGUGGUGGUGCACGUGCCUUUAAUAGCAGUCCAGAGGCAAAUCCAGGUGGAUCUCUUGAGUCUUGAGUCCGGUCUAGUCUAUAUCACAAGUUCCAGGCCGGCCAAAGCUACAAAGUAAGACCAUGUCUCAAAACACAAAAUUAAACAAAUAAAGAUAUUGACACCGAUGGUGCGUGCCUUUAAUCUCAGAGGAGGCAGAGACAGGUUGAUUUUUUUUUUUUUUUUUCAGAUUGAUCUCUUAGUUCGAAGCCAGCUUGAUCUACGUAGUGAGUUCCAAGCCAGGUGGAGCUAUAUACACACGAGGCUAUCUCAAAAAACAAAAUAAGAAAUCAAAACCAGCCAAGCAAAUACCCAUAUCAUAAUACUAUAAAAAUAUUAAGGGUCCUAGUCAUUAAUAUUCACUAGUUUACCACUUCAAGAGACUUUGGUAUCUGGGCUUGUUGAAGAACCGAAAAUGGCUCUUAUGACAUCAGGCUCAGUAGCUUUGACUAAAUGUUGGCCACUUCCUAGCCUGGUGACUUCUGCCAGUUAACUUCGUGAAGCCCGGGGUUCCUUAUUUAUAAAAUCUUCUUAGCACCUAUCUCAUUUGGUUGUGAAGAUCACACAAGAUAAUUCUGGUGCAGUGCUUGGCAUGAAACUGUCCUAAUCCCACUAGCUAUAAAAUUGCAACCGGUUCCCAAAAUCCAGUGUUCAUAAACUUCUGGCCUGAGAGCAUGCUCAGAACUGCGUUUCCAGCGUACACACCCUCCGCCCCGGGGCCAGUUUCUCCUGACCGGCUUGUCCUUAAACUUAGCGUUCAUCAAAUGCCACAGGUCAGGCUCUGUGACGAGAUACUUGCGUAAAAUUGCACAUUAAACUUCCUAACGCCUCCACAGUGGCUGAUGUAGCGCGAGGAAACAGGCCCGGAGGGUUCCAGCAACUUCCCCAGGUCCCCGAGCCUGGGUUCCAGGCCCAUGUUGGAGUCUACCAGCGUCCAUUCAAAUGCUGUCCAGUCCCUCGACUCUGCCCGUCCAUCGCCAUCGCCCUCUGCACCUCAGGAUACUAGGUUUUCGCCGCAUCUUGGAAUUCAUCGACACCUAAGAUGCCACCUGCGAUUGGCGGGCCAGUGGGGUACACCCCCCCAGAUGGAGGCUGGGGCUGGGCGGUGGUAGUUGGAGCCUUCAUUUCUAUUGGCUUCUCCUAUGCAUUUCCCAAAUCCAUCACUGUCUUCUUUAAAGAGAUUGAAAUUAUAUUCAGUGCAACGACCAGUGAAGUGUCAUGGAUAUCGUCCAUCAUGCUGGCUGUCAUGUAUGCCGGAGGUCCUAUCAGCAGUAUCUUGGUGAAUAAAUAUGGCAGCCGUCCAGUAAUGAUUGCUGGUGGCUGCCUGUCUGGCUGUGGCUUGAUUGCAGCUUCUUUCUGUAACACGGUGCAGGAACUUUACUUCUGCAUUGGUGUCAUUGGAGGUCUUGGGCUUGCUUUCAACUUGAACCCAGCUCUGACUAUGAUUGGCAAGUAUUUCUACAAGAAGCGACCAUUGGCCAAUGGCCUGGCUAUGGCAGGCAGCCCAGUGUUCCUCUCUACCCUGGCUCCACUUAAUCAGGCUUUCUUUGGUAUUUUUGGCUGGAGAGGAAGCUUCCUAAUUCUUGGGGGCCUCCUCCUCAACUGUUGUGUAGCUGGAUCCCUGAUGCGACCAAUAGGGCCUCAGCAAGGCAAGGUGGAAAAACUCAAGUCCAAAGAGUCUCUCCAGGAAGCUGGGAAGUCUGAUGCAAAUACAGAUCUCAUUGGAGGAAGUCCCAAAGGAGAAAAGCUGUCAGUCUUCCAAACAGUUAAUAAAUUCCUGGACUUGUCCCUGUUUACCCAUAGAGGCUUUUUGCUGUACCUGUCUGGAAAUGUGGUCAUGUUCUUUGGGCUCUUUACCCCUUUGGUCUUUCUUAGUAAUUAUGGUAAGAGUAAGCAUUUUUCCAGUGAGAAGUCAGCCUUCCUCCUUUCCAUUUUGGCUUUUGUUGAUAUGGUGGCCAGACCGUCCAUGGGUCUUGCAGCCAACACCAGGUGGAUCAGACCUCGAGUCCAGUACUUUUUUGCUGCUUCUGUUGUUGCGAAUGGAGUGUGCCAUUUGCUGGCACCUUUGUCUACGACCUAUGUUGGGUUCUGCAUCUACGCGGGAGUCUUUGGAUUUGCCUUUGGUUGGCUCAGCUCCGUAUUGUUUGAGACGUUGAUGGACCUCGUUGGACCCCAGAGGUUCUCCAGUGCUGUGGGCUUGGUGACCAUUGUGGAAUGUUGUCCUGUCCUCCUGGGACCACCACUUUUAGGCCGCCUCAAUGACAUGUAUGGAGACUACAAAUACACAUACUGGGCUUGUGGCGUGAUCCUCAUCAUCGCAGGCCUCUACCUCUUCAUUGGUAUGGGCAUCAAUUAUCGACUUGUGGCCAAAGAACAGAAAGCGGAGGAAAAGAAGAGGGACGGUAAAGAGGACGAGACCAGCACUGAUGUUGAUGAGAAGCCCAAGAAGACAAUGAAAGAAACACAGUCGCCAGCGCCACUGCAGAACAGCUCUGGAGACCCCGCGGAGGAGGAGAGCCCAGUCUGACCUGUGGAGCAUGAAGAGAGCAGGUGUGACCCGAGACAUCCGAAACCAUUCUGCUGGCCUCUAGUCUACCAGUGGUGCUCCGUGCAGACAGUGGACAUUUGUGUGGAAAACCCACCAGGUGUUCAUUGGUGGGAUUUUUUUUUUUCACUCCUUACCAAUGCCUGGAUUUAAAAUAUACUCUGCUUUAGGUAGGGAGUGGUUGACAAAGAAUAUGGGGAAGAAGCAGUGAUCUGUUUGUUUGUUUGUUUGUUUGUUUGUUUGUUUGUUUUAAUCUUAGCUUUUAACAGUGUCAUGAAGAUUAUAAUAUGUGCCUUAAGUUUUAGUUUUUAGAACUCUUUAGAGAGCCUUAACUUUUAAAACCAUUCUGCUGAAUUCAUCUGUUUAAAACGUCAUUUUAAGAGGAAAAAUAACAACUAGCUUGCUUGAGGUAACUAACCUUAAUCUUGUUUUGUUGUUGUUGUAAUGCUUUGUCAGACAGACAUUGUUACCGGAACAUUUAUGAAUAGAAAUACUGCUUAAAGGUCACAGGUUUAUAAAAUACUGACUAAAGUAUUUUUCUAGCAUUAUAGUUGCCUGGUACAUCUGCUGCUAGGUAUAUAUUUGAGAAAUUUGAAGCAUAAAAUUCUGGAUCUUGGCAGUUCCAGCCACAGCCUGUCACCUGCUGGGCACCUCUUCUGGAAUGCUCACUACAGUCUAGUGCUAAGGUGUUGCCACUGAAUUGAUACCUUUGCUCCUAUUCAGAGACACUGUGUGGUUAGAAGUAAUUGGCCAUUUUUGAAAUCAAAUGCAAAAAGUUAGUAUUAAAAUCUACAAAACAAUUCCUUAACACGUCUGAUUUAAUGUAAACAGUAUUUCAAGCAUCAGCUGAAUUCAGCGUAGGUUGUCCCAAAACCUUAGUUAUGGUGUGAUACUCUGGGUAUGUGUGGGUUUGAGGGGCUGUGAGUGAGGUCUUGGUUCUUAGGAUUGACCCAGGGCCAUGAGCAUGCGAAGUACAUGCUGUACGGCCGAGCCACAACCCACAGGCACCCUGGAGUCCUCCUAGUCCCUGAGACCUUUUCUCUGAUUUUUGAUAGCUCAUUUAUUUACUGAUAGUUUAGAGCUGUAUGUGAGAUAUCCAGUACAGGGUGAAUGUAUGCGCUCUUUGUUUUUUACAUUGUUUUCAGUAUUUGCAAAACCGAGAGGGUCAGUGUUUGGCCUCAGGGAAGCCAAUAAAGAUAAAAUAGGGUGGAAGUUUGCAGACUUUCAGUAAGUACCCACCUCCCGCCACACACACCAGACUUACAGGGGAACUUCUAUCAUGCUUACGAUUAUUUGACGCAGUCUUACCUCCACAUCUUAACUUUCACGACCCUUUCACUUACCUGACAUGUAGAAAAAUGGGUUUAAUAUAUGGAUAGGAGGAAAGAUGGACCAGAUUGGAAUUACAGUGGGUUUUUUUUUUUUAAACCUGAUGUUUUCUGAAUAGAGGCAGAAAAAAUAAGACAUAUGACACUGAAUUGGAUCGAUGCAUUUAAAAUACCAUUGUAAUUGACAGGGUGAAUACAGAUUUACAACCUUGUGUAAGAAGCUGACUUUUUCCAAAUAAAACAUUUAUUUUAUUUUUAGAAAA